UGAUUUCUUUCCUAAUGAAAUGACGUCUCCAAACUGCAAUAACACACUCGCAUCCCACAGCAACAGGGGGACGCCGAUGACCACACCCCCGAUUUCAAAAUCGCGGGCAGAGCAAUCUGCAAAAUAAAAGGGCACAUCGCUUGAGGAGAUUACUGGAACAGGUUUAUUAUAAUGCACGGCGCCGGCUUUGCCAUCUGAGAAGACUUUUUUUUUUUUUUUCUCGUUUCGAGGUCUCUGCUAACAUUCUCUGCUAUCGGGGGACCUGGUUGGCCAAUUUAAAUCGUCUCACCAGUACGUUCUGCGGAGUGAUCCAAUGCCUUUUUUACGUUGUUACCUUUCUGGAUGCGCAAAUGGCUUCGGAUCUGAGGGGCGCUCCUAACUCGCGUGAGCCACAGCUGGGGGUUUGUGCGGCGGACCGUCGGAGCGGAUUGGGAUGCCUCGCACGGACUGGCGCAGGUGUCAGAGGAUGCUCCUAUCGCCCCAGCUGGAAUAUACCUGUCUUCCACCGAAUGCUUGUGAAGGCUUUGAUAGCGGUUGGAAUGGCUUUAUCUGUAAUGCCACCUGCGCUGGCUAUGGACGAUCAAGGAAAUUAUGAAACAUCCGCAUUUGCAGCAUUACCACAAGACCAAGUUACACCAAUAGGAAAAUCCAAUUUCUUGACCUCAUUAUUGUUAGCAGAGGAUGAACCUGUUUUAAAUUACAAAUCAGAGACUUCUGAGCCAUUAGGAAGCACAGCAGAGAUAAACAGAAGUGAAACUUCAACAUUCCAGUCAAUUCUAUCUUGGUUAACAAAUUCAGAAACUGUACCACAGUUGCCUGCAUUAAUGCAGUCUGCAGAUUCAAUCAUCCAAAGCAAUGGAAGCCAAACAGCUCAGCUGCCGCCAGAUGAACGGACCUUAGCAUCUGAAGAUAUUGUUGCAGCCGUAAACAGCUCUGCAUCUGGUUCAGAAGAAAAGACAACUUCAGCCCCAUCAUCCACUUUCACGUCCAAGUUAUCGGAAGGAACGUCUGCAAACAACAGGACAGUAGCACCAACUAUCAUGUCAUCUUUAACGACAAAGAGCACAGUUACACCCACUCCAUUCAUUUCAACUCGCACAACACUUGAAGUGAGCACGUCACAUACACUUUCCAGCACUACUAGAAGGCCUACUACCACUUUAACUAGCACAAAACACCCAACAAUUGUUUCCACCACAAAAGUUGAUCAUAACACAGUAACAGUAAGUUCUACGGAAGUAGCUACAUCAACAGAAUCUUCAAAGACAUCUUCCUCUCCAUCAAUAACAAAAACAGCUGCUUUGACGUCUAUGAUUACAGUACCACCUCAGACAACAAGAGGCACGGCUACUCCUCUUCAAAACAUAACAGAAAGCCUCAUUUCUACCACUGCAUUGCCUCAGGUGGAAUGUAAUAUAACUGAAAGAAUCUGGGUGAAAACAGUUUUGUCUCUGAACAUUAGGAGGAGUCGAGCCAGUGAUGUGAUGAACCUGAAUCUCACAAAAGGACUAACUCAAGCAUUGCAGAAGGCCUUCAACGACAGUCAUAUGCUUGCACAGAUUGAAAGCUUGCAAGGAGUUAAUAAUGUAACUGUGGGUUACUAUGUAAGAAAUGACACAACUGUGUAUAUUGCUUCAGUAGUUGUAGACGUUUUGAAUAAUUAUGGCAUUGAUAAGAUGAUGAGUGACAUCAAGCAGUAUGUGGCUGAUGUGCAGUCUCUUCCCAUUCCUGUUGCUCCAUGGAUUUCUACUCCUGCUCUGUGGGCGCAACUUAAAACAGUCCUUAGGUUUGUCGGCCCUACAGACAACAUUCAGUCCUGCAGCUUUACUCAAACCAUGGAAGAAAGACUUAAAAAUGCAUUUGAAGAGGCAGAGGCAACAAUUCUAAAUGCACAUAAUAUUCUAUCUGUUCAGAUUCUGAGCACAUCCCAGUCAAUAGGAUCUCCAGCUGUCUCUUUGAUCUAUGUGGUGUGGAAUCAGACAAAACUCCUGAAUGGAACAGUCUCCAGCUCCCUUCUCAAUCAGCUCACAGCGGAACUGGUUGGAUAUUACUUACUGUUUCCUCCGCUGAUAAUAGCAGAACCACUGGAAUAUCAGAACCUUGACACUUCAUCAACUACAAUAGACUACUGGGUGAUUACAGUAAUUCAGGAUGUCAGUAACACUUCUUUAGAGGAAAAUUAUCAAAGCUUUGCUAGUUUGAUGGAGCAACGUCUUGCGGAAUUAUUUGUUAACGCUCAGAAUCAAGCAAGACGAUUUCGUAGAGCAACAACUGUGGGAAGCUACACAGUUCAGAUGGUGAGCAUCAAGCGUAUUGCAGGCCCUAAAAAUCCAGCUGAACUGACCUACUAUGUCCUCCAGAAUGGAACUCCACUGUUAGGCACAACUGCAGCUAAAAUACUGAGCACGGUGGACUCCCAAACCAUGGCAUUGACAUUAGGAUACUUUGUGCAACUUCAAGCUGAACCUGUGGUGAAGAAUCCUCCAAAUAACCUGUGGAUCAUUGCAGCAGUUCUGGCUCCUAUCGCUGUUGUCACUGUCAUUAUAAUCAUUAUAACUGCUGUACUGUGCCGCAAGAAUAAGAAUGACUUCAAGCCAGACACAAUGAGCAAUAUGCACUCUCGAGCAAAGCCAGUUCAAGGAUUUGACUAUGCUAAGCAACAUCUUGGGCAACAAGGAGGUGAAGAAGACACAAUUCCAGUGACACAAGAGACAGUAAUCUUACCACUGCCUGUGAGGGAUAUGCCCCUGUCCCAGGACAGAGGUAUUCUGAAAGAUGGAAGCAUUAGCAAAAUAGCUAUGUCCACUGAGCUUCGGAAAAGCAGAUUGCCCAGUGAAGAGGAUUCAGUUAUGAGUAACGAAUCAGGAAAGCCCAUUUCUAACAGGAGCUCCCCUCAGAAAGUACCGAUGCAGCAGAAAAUGGCAAAAGAAGACUCAAAGAAGAAAAAUGGCUUAACAACAAAUAACAGAAUUGUGCCAAAGCUUGAUAGUGAAGAAGGAGCAAUCCUGUUUGAACGAGUAUCUAGGUCUUCAUAUGAUGCUUUUGAUACAUCUUCCGGGUCACUGCAGCUGAUUUCCAUCAGACCCUUGGCAGCGCCACUCAGCUAUUCUCAUCCUGCCUCAGAGAGGAGCCAGGACUCUGCCGUCAUCAAUGGAGAAGUGAAUAAAGCUUUGAAGCAGAAAUCCGACAUUGAACAUUACCGCAACAAAUUGAGACUAAAGGCAAAACGGAAAGGCUACUAUGAUUUUCCUGCCGUAGACAGUGGCAAAAAAUCCAUCACUCAAAAGCAAAAACAGGCUUAUGAAAAAGCACAAGCUGAGCUGGACAAAGUACUAAAUCCGGAAGAAGACCUGUCCUCUACUUAUGUAAAGUCCAAAACCAGACAAUCCCAAAUGAAGAACCCAUCAUACAGAAGUAGGCAAUCUCUCAACAGCCCCAGCCCAGGAGGAACUGAAAUGGAUCUGCUUGUGACGAGGGAGAAGCCGAGGCGGGGCAUUCGAAACAGUGGGUAUGAUACAGAACCAGAGCUAAUAGAAGAAACCAAUGUUGACCAUUUCGGUGGGGACCCCAGAGGUUAUACAAGAAGUCAACAAGUGAAAGGUCACUCAGAAACAUCCACUCUGAGCUCACAGCCAUCCAUUGAUGAAGUUCGGCAACAAAUGCAUAUGCUCCUAGAAGAAGCAUUUAGCUUAGCUUCUGCUGGGCAAUCUACCAACACGCGGACUCAAGGUCCAUACAACCCAGUUCAACAGCUGCCAUACUCUGAGGUGGUAACUAGUGCACCAGGGACUAUUAACCGAUCAAGAGGAGCAGUCCAGUGGGUACCUGCCUAUGGCUCUGAUACAUAUCAGUACAGCUUACCAAGACCUGCCUUCAGGUUUUCCCAGCUUCCUGACAUGGCAAUGGGUAGCUCUCCUCCCACAGUGCCACCUCCAGCUCCAGCUAGACCAACGAUAAUCACCUCUCUCCGACGAUCUACAUCAGAUAUGGGAACAAAGAAUCGGCCUUCUGAUCAUCCUGGCCCAGAGCAACAAAAUCCACAUGAUGCUGCUUCAUUUGUUCCUAUUGUUCGGCCUCCAGGACCAGCUGUCUCUGUGGACCAACCCAUUUCUAACUACUCAGGAAACCCAGCACCAGCAGUCUAUGCCAUACCAGCAGCUCGACCUGGGUUCACGGGCUACUUUAUUCCAACCCCUCCAAUGUACAGAGGAUCAGCCUGGAUGCCAUAUUCAACAGAAAGUGAUUCAUCAAGCCAGUGGGCAGAAGCUGUUCCUCUCCCAGGUUAUGUUGAAGCUUAUCCUCAUUCUCGGUACCAACAGAACACUCCGCCCCGAAUUCCACGGCAGUAUAGCCAGACAACAGCAUUGCACCCUUCUUUGGACCAAGUGCCAACCCCUUCUACUGCGGCCUCACAGCAGAGUCUGACUGAAAAUGACACUUCAGAGGCAUCCCUUACCAACAUCUCUACAGCAGCUCUUGUCAAGGCAAUAAGAGAAGAAGUGGCCAAACUAGCCAAGAAACAGACAGAUAUGUUUGAAUUCCAAGUUUAAUGACGUUCAUUAUCAACAGCAAUAGCUUUCCAAUUUGGAAACUCCUCUGUUUCACAAAGAACAGUGAAAGACCUGUAGUAUCCUGAUGGUUUGGACUUUUGCGAAAAUUGAUUCACUUUGGUGGAGAGUUCAUUGAUUCUUUUAUCAUUUACUAAAACACGUGACAUUAACAGCCAAAAACUUUUUUUUUUCCUAAUUUGGGAUUGCAUAUUAGACUUUCAACAUUUUUAAAGUAAAGACUAUGGAAAAUCUGUAAAUUGUGCUGAUGGCAGGGCUAGUUGCCUUUGACGUCAAAGAGAAGUAGCUGCAACUUCCUCAAGAGCUCCUUCCCAUUAUCACAAUACUAGAAAAUAAUACACAUCAGGGAUCUGCAAAGGUUUACGCAAUUAAAUUGAUUAAUGUGACAUUUCAAUUGAAAAAAAUGCAUAUUUGUAGUUAUUUCUGUACAUAUGAACAGUUCAUAAAUAAGGCAUUUAGUUUAACCAUAUUGAUUAGUUGUGUUGGGUACGGCAAAUGACUGCAAGUCUCAUUCUAAUUCUCAGUGUUAUGUUAAAAAUUACAGUAUAAAAUUUACUUCUGCAAGAACUUACAUUUUUUCCCACAGACAAUAUGUUCCUUGUUUAGGUCUUUCAAAAGUACAACAACAGUAUGUUCAAUGUCUCUUGUCUCUGAAAGGUUUACGUCUAGUAAUCAAAAGCUUUGAGAAGGAAGGCUAUGUUAAAAUGGUUAAAGAAACUGUAAACAUCUGUCAAUUUCAUUUAUGAAGGUAAUUUCCUUUCAGAAAAAAAAUAUUUUUAAUUUGUAAUUAAGAAAUGUAUUUCCAAAUGGCCCAAUAAAAGUGUUAAUUUGCAAUACUCC
Molecule: messenger RNA, 5408 nt
Organism: Polypterus senegalus (gray bichir)
Lineage: Eukaryota; Metazoa; Chordata; Cladistia; Polypteriformes; Polypteridae
Product: UPF0606 protein KIAA1549L-like
Exons: 23
Coding region: 351-4550 (1399 amino acids)
Source: RefSeq, a predicted model, not a curated record